Messenger RNA from Protopterus annectens (West African lungfish), 6798 nucleotides. RefSeq names its product HNF1 homeobox A (gene HNF1A). The transcript has 10 exons. Gene Ontology annotation, molecular function: DNA-binding transcription factor activity, RNA polymerase II-specific; RNA polymerase II cis-regulatory region sequence-specific DNA binding. The record is from RefSeq and is a predicted model, not a curated record. Gene Ontology annotation, biological process: insulin secretion; regulation of transcription by RNA polymerase II; positive regulation of DNA-templated transcription. The coding region runs from base 1175 to 2944 and encodes 589 amino acids. Lineage: Eukaryota; Metazoa; Chordata; Ceratodontiformes; Protopteridae. Gene Ontology annotation, cellular component: nucleus.
UGGAGUAGUGAUAUAGUGCGGAUGCUAUUAUGAUAAUACAGUGUUGCUAUUACCAUAACUGUAUCUUGGAGGUCAUGUGACCCUUCUAUAGAUUAUGCAUAAAUGUGUAUAGUUCAAGUCUCAUUAUUUAGAAGUUUGCAUCUUUUAUUAGAUUCCCACAGUUCAAACUUCUCUAUAUAGACCUGCCAGACUUGGAGCACAUUUUCAAUAUGUUGAGGUUGGGUAACCAAUCAUGUGUGUCUUACACUAAAGUAAAAGUAAAAACACACAGGAUCUUUCAUACAAGUUUCCUGCCUGCCACCCUGAAGGAAUGAUAACUUUCACUGUACCUGUAAAGUACACUUCUUAUGAGUUUACAGAAGGUGUCUAUCACUUCCUAAAUGCACACGUCACUUAUUACAUGCCAUGAGAUACCUGGGUGUCACUUAUUACAUGCCAUGAGAUACCUGGGCAUCUCUUUGCCAUCAUCCUAGUACCCUGACCCUGAGAUGACUUUCUCUAUGCUAUAAACCUUGUCCCUUUUACAGCUCAGCGAUGGGAAGAACAAACCCAACCCACAAAUGUUCUCCCAUAAACACAGUUUAUAAACAUUUUUCAGGAACACCUACAGGAAACCUUAAUGAGGUAACUAGGACAGACACUGCACACCUGCAUAACAUCUGCCUGAGAAAUGGGUAGUCAUUCAUUUACUUUUUGUUGGUGAGAAAAAGUAAAAUCAUUGAUCUGGAGUAAAAUGUUAAAAAAAAAGAAAAAACUGACACUCAUUGUGACAGCACAGCCAUUUAGCUGAUAGGAAGUGUGCUCAGACUGAUAGUACACAUUAAGUACAGCCCUCGCUGUGCCUUUACUGCACUUUGUCCAACAUUCAAGCGAGGAGGUCCAAAGUCCAGAGACUUGUUUAACAAACCGAUAAAUAUGAACCUUGGAUAAUUUACUCUGCUCAAAAGUAAACAGAUAACCAAGGGGUCCUUUUAUCAGUGGUGCUAACUCAGGACAUUUGUGGGGGUCCAUGAGAGAAAUGUGGGCCUUUUGACAGUAGUGAAUCCAGUGGUCUCUCAGUGUUUUGAAUGUCAGAAAGGCAGUCAGUUUGAAAAGGUGUUAGUCAUGAAGCGAGGCACAUCAGGCAGUGUGUACUGAAUCCAGAAAAGGAAACAAGCAGAAAAACAAAACAAGUAUGGUGAGCAAACUAACCCCCUUACAGCAGCAGCUGGUACAUGCCCUCUUAGAUUCUGGACUGAGCAGAGAGACACUGACAGAGGCGCUAAUGGAGAUUGAACUGUACGAGACCAGCAACGAAGAAAACCGGCAAGCAAUCACUAUGAUCCAGUCAAGAGAAGUGGCAUCCCUGGCUUUGCCAAAUGGCCAUGGUGAGACUAAAAUCCUAAGUGAUGACAGUUCUGAUGACGGUGAUGAUUUUACCCCUCCGAUUUUAAAAGAAUUGGAGAACUUAAGCCCAGAAGAAGCAGCACAUCAGAGAGCUGUGGUGGAACGACUCUUACAGGAGGAUCCCUGGAAGGUGGCAAAGAUGAUCAAAGGUUACCUUCAGCAGCACAACAUUCCACAGCGAGAAGUGGUCGAUACAACCCGGUUAAAUCAGUCACACCUCUCCCAGCACCUUAACAAGGGAACACCAAUGAAGAACCAGAAACGUGAAGCCCUCUAUACUUGGUACGUCCGCAAACAACGCGAGGUUGCACAGCAAUUCAGUGCUGGACAUACCUUAAUGGGAGAGGACUCUAUCAGUGAUGAACUGUGCAGUAAAAAAAUGAGAAGGAACCGAUUUAAAUGGGGCCCUGCCUCACAACAAAUUUUAUUCCAGGCUUAUGAGAGGCAGAAGAACCCCAGCAAAGAGGAACGAGAAGCUCUAGUAGAGGAAUGUAACAGGGCAGAGUGUCUCCAAAGAGGGGUCUCACCCUCUCAGGUCCAUGGCCUGGGUUCAAACCUGGUGACAGAAGUGAGGGUUUAUAAUUGGUUUGCAAACAGAAGGAAAGAAGAAGCAUUUCGCCACAAACUGGCCAUGGACACAUAUGGUAACCAGUCAUCAGGCACUCCAGGAGCUGUGCAGAAUUCAUCAAUUCAUUCAUCUUCACUCUCACCAGAGAAGGUGCAUGGAGUAAGGUAUAUUGGUGAAGUAGUGUCUCCCAGCAUAAGCAGCCAUGGAAACAGUACAAUGGUGACAACCCAGGCAAUUUUCCAGCAAGUUUCCCCACCCGGACUUGAACCCAGUAGUAGCUUGCUCAGCCCAGACACCAAGCUGAUUUCAACCUCAGGUGGGGCUCUUCCCCCUGUCAGUACCUUGACAGCUCUACACAGCUUUCAGCAGAACCCACACACUGUAACUCAGCCAACUCAGAACCUCAUCAUGGCCUCACUGCCCAGUGUCAUGGCCAUUGGGCCUGGUGAGACGUCAACACUGACACCAACCAUAACCAACACAGGGGCAUCGACUCUGGUAAUAGGUCUGGCAACAACACAGGCACAGAAUGUUCCGGUUAUUAACAGUGUCGGAAGUAGCCUCACCACCCUGCAGCCAGUUCAGUUCCCUCAACAGUUUCAUCACUCCCAUCAGCAGUCAAUCAUGCAGCAGAUGCCAGGUCAUGUGACGCAAAGUUCCUUCAUGGCCACAAUGGCACAGCUUCAGAAUCCACAUGCUGUAUACAGUCACAAGUCGGAAGUCCCAGCAUACACAUCCACAAACAUCUUCCCACAAACCAUGGUUAUAACAGAAACAGGAAAUCUCAGUGCUUUGACCAGCCUUGCACCAACAAAGCAGAUUCUAAUGACAAACUCUGAGAGCACCUCAGAGGGAGGACUGCAGCAAGCACAGGUGGUUCACUUACAGAGUCCUGAAAGCACACUGCAGCACCUACAGCCAAGUCAUCGUUUAUCUGAAAGUCCAGUUGGCACUACAGGUGAGAGGAAGUAUCAUCCAGUGGAUUGGUAAUCUAUCAGAAUUCUCCACCUGUUGACAGUCAUGUACACCUUGUCAUCUAGCCGAAGUACCAUCAAGGCCUUCGUACAAGCAGAGAUGUCAUCAGCAGCUCAGUAACUGUGGUCACCGCACUACAAAAUGUCAAUGGAUCCUGACUUUGUCCCUAACUCAACUGCCACAUCAGUUUUCCUAAAGACAUUGACAGCAGGGCUUUGUGACACCUUACAGAGUCUAACAGUUUAACAUGCCCCUGCUGAUAAGUAAAUAAGCUGCUUGCAACAACGGCACCACCCACACUACAGCAACCAAACCAUGCAUACAAUGACAGAGAUGGAUUACUCUCCACACACAUCAUUGCAAACCGGAACCUUCCUCUCCCAUUAUGCAGGGCCUGCAACUUGUACAAACAAAACCUACAUUUGAUUAUUUUCCAGCAAAAACAUGACAUGACACAUUGCAACCAUUUCAUUAUGAAGACAUUUAAAACAGACUUUCUUCCUACAGAGCAUAAUCAAUAAUGGAGUUGGAUGCACUCUGGCAAGGUGCAGGGUACACUGUGAACAAGCAUAUGUGCGACCCCGUCUGGACUACUUGCAUCCGAUAACUGCAAAAGGAUAUUCAUAAAAACAGUCACAUUUCUGGACGUUUAACACCUGAUCAUCACAACUCUGGUUUCCAGCCGUGCAUACUACAGCCACCAAAUGCACUGAGCACCCGUGUGUCGAAUUUAAAGCCACCAAAUGCACUCAGCACCUGUGUCUAGAAUUUAAAGCCACCAAAUGCACUCAGCACCUGUGUCUAGAAUUUAAAACACUUCUAGUACAGCCUGCACAAGACUGAAGGUUUGACGUUACAAAGUAGUUGUCAUUCAGACAGAUUUGUCCUUAAACUGAGACACAAAUAACUGGUACAGAAUGGUUGAAGAGUGAGUUGCAUUAAGACUAUACUCUUAUGGACUAUACACCCAAAAUAUUUUUGCAUUGACAUAGGAAAUACAAGGGACUGCAUGCUGGCACACAGCAGUGGUUUGUUUUGCAUUAAUAAACUUUUCAGAAUGGAAGAAUACCAUCUGAUGGGAACUCUGCAAACAAAUACAAUUGUUCUCUUCUUACCUACAAAGCAGCUACUGGCAAUGUUGUACAUAUGUAAAUAUGUCAAUUGUCAUACCAAAGCAAUGACACAAUUAUAUAAAAACAAAUGUACAUACAGCAGUAAAAUGUGAGGCCAUGUAAAUACAAACUAUUUGCACUGAUGAGUUGUCUGUACUUGAAGUCUAUGUACAUAUACUGCUGAUAAGUCGCAUUAAUUAUGUUGUCUGUUAAUGAAUUUUCACAUGCAAGUCAGGAAAAGUGAUGUCUGCUACACCAACUUUAAACACAGAACUAGAAGGAAUACAACAUAUUGUGUAAUUUCAGUGGCACAAUUAUGUAUAAAAACAAAAAACUCACAUCCAAGAAGAAUGACUCCCAUCUACUACAGGGAUUCAUUCUGGGUGUUUCAUGCCCUAAAUAAAGCUGUACAAAGCAAUCCCAGUAGCAAUAAUCAGAACCACAUUGGUACCUCCUUCCUCUGCAGUACUACACAACAGACCCAGGGCAUACUGAAAGUCAUAAUACUGAAUGCGAAAUGUUGAAACUUUACAAUGCUGCCCUCAAAGUAUCUACUAACACCAAAUACAUACUACGUGCAUACAUACACUACACCAGUACAGAGCCAGUCAACAAAAAAGUGUCACUCCUAUGUUAGUGAAACUCAAAAUUACUUAUCACUAAUAUGCAUUCUGUGGGUGGGUGUUGAGGGGGGAACAAGUCCAGCUUUCUGCAUACUGGGAUUUUGAGUUUAACAUUUUGACAUUGUACAUUUAGUGUUAUGGCAGAGUUCACUGCUUUUAAAUAAGCUGGCAGAGACCCAAGCUGCAUUCCAGUCUAGGUCUAGUGUGCUUUCUUCAUCACAGAAUGAGAGGUGAUGCCUGCCCCCUUGCUAGUAAGUCAGGUCAAUUAUGAAUCGAUGCAUUUCCCAGAACAGUAUCACACCAAGACCAGUCUCAUGCUUGUUUUAUACCUUCUGUAUAUAAAUUACAUUCAUUUGCACCACUGCCAGUGGUAAUGAAAAACAGAACAUAAACUCUACCACUUGUCCAGUGAAGAAUUGUCCCCAUAAUUCCUCUAUAUGCUCACCUAUCUUACCAAGGCCCCAUUUUCUUCUGGAACAUUUUUGCCCCCAUGCCUGCAGACCACCUCAAACUUGAUGAUUACAUUCACUGCCUUGGGGUGGUGGUGGUGGGGGUCUGGUCUUCUCCAAAACCAUGAGGAUAACAGCCAUCCAGGCAGGCCAUUACUUAAGCAGCCAUGGGGGCUGCUUGUGCCAUUGAAUAUAACCAUAUUUCUAUAUAUCCUAACCUCCUCCCCCGGGCAGGGUUGAGGGGCUCCAUGACCUGCAGCACCACAGGGACCACUACAGUUCCCUUGUGUAAAAGGCAUGCUCCCAUGCACUUGCUAAGUGAAGACGACUGUCAUAUUACAGCUUGGUGCACCACAAACUUGCUCCAAGGCCACAUGUUCCACCACCCCUUCCUCUGAAGAUUUGCAGCUGCAUGCUGCCAUCUCUGUCCAAAUCCCCCCACACUGAGGAAGCCCACUGUCCCUGCCAUUAGUCAAACUCAAGACUGCCUGGACCAUAGCUGCAUGCCACAGCAGCUAACUAUGCCUACCACUUUAAAUUCAUUAACAUUUUUCUUCCUUCUGAAGAGCACUGUUAGUACUAUGAGCACAUGCACGUACUACAGAAUUCACCCUUCUAUAUCAUUAGCACAUACACACUUACCGGUAUUUUGCAGCACUCAGGCUGCUACGGCAAUUCCUGAUUUUUUAUUACAUUCCAAUGUUUUGCCUUUACACAAAUUAGCAAAAGGAUUUCUAAAUCAGGAUGCCGAGGCUUUGGCCAAAAUCUGUUUCCUUGCGAUUUCUGGUGCAUUUUCAUUCAAGUGACAGCUCAAUACAUUUAAUGCAUUUUAUUUUUAUUUGAAAGGUGUUAACUGGGUAGUCACAAUGAGCUCAUGGGCCCAUUUUCAGAAGAAGCCUUGGUAUGGGGGGGGGGGUGAUUUAAAAUCUCCAUGCAGAUAUCAAAAGUUAUCUAUAACUUCAUUAGGAAUAUAAGCAGGUAUUUAUACAGACAAUAAAUCAGUAACGUAAACUUGUAUAAAUUCAACAGAGUACAUAUUUGAGCAGAUCACUAUUGUGGUGUAAUUCCUUAUGGGGGGCACUGAAGGCCGAUGGAAACUGUGGCAGGACAACUUAUAGUUGACCUUCAAGAACUGUUGUGGGUGCUUCUGGUGAGCUGGACUCCCCCCUUCUGCCCCUUGCAUAAUCUUGCAUAAGAUUACUAUCUUGCAUUUUGUUUUUUGGUUUUUGGAAAGGUGCCGGCAAGAACUCUACCCAAGGCCAUAAAUUUAGCCUCCAGUCCUCACUCUGUAGAGUCCAUGAGAGCCUUAGCCCUAAGUUUGUGCUCUCACUGAAUUUAGUGCUCGGAAAAGGCUUUGCAAACAAAAGUGGUUACAGAGGACAUCAAUCUUCUAGGAAAGUAUGCUUCACAAAUGUCUCAAGCAAAACUAUUUUUCUUUCUUUCUUUAUAACCCAGCGGGGUGUGGUGGGGGGACAUAAGUCAGUUUACAGUGUGUCUUUUUCUGGCAAUGUUAAUAGCUAGACUUUCAACAGCUGCAAAUCUUUUCCUCUUAGGUUUGAGGGAUAGGUACGAUGGCAGGUACCUGGACUGCCUGGCUGAAGGCCACAUUAGAGACCAUUUUCAACAUAAAUGAAGGAUUAGUCUUGAGACGUAUUGUGCCCUUGUAAAAAAAAAAAAAAAAAUUU